This is a messenger RNA of Gasterosteus aculeatus aculeatus (three-spined stickleback), 2969 nucleotides long. It is a transcript of the gene nxpe3, whose product is annotated as neurexophilin and PC-esterase domain family, member 3. Lineage: Eukaryota; Metazoa; Chordata; Actinopteri; Perciformes; Gasterosteidae. The record is from RefSeq and is a predicted model, not a curated record.
CUGUGGUUUUAAAUGUCCGACCACCAGAGGACGCAGCGGGACAGAUCGACCCCUCCCCGUCGUCCUCUUUGUCUCUGUGUGCGCCCUGAUAGACUCGUGACCAGUCCGCGGUGGAUCCCGUCUCCCGUCUCCCGUCCCAUGUCAGCUGCGAUUGACUCCGGCCCCCCGCGGUCCUGCAUGACGGAUAAGCGGCUUUACAGAUGGAUGGUUACCAGGACGAUGCGUCUCGCGCUCCAGUGUGUCCAUCCAUCGACGUAAUAGAUUUCGUCCGCCAGCAUCAGUUUCUGAUGAGGAAAUGACGCCUUCAUCGCGGGUGUGACCACAUUGAGCGUAACGGGGCCUGAUCAUGGGAUGCAGGAGGCCACCAUGUGCCGAUAUCUGUCCAAAUAUGCCUUCAUCUUCCUCUUCCUAGCCCUGUCUGGCCUCAUCUUCCUGCUCUGCAACAUCCACACUGUGGAGAACUGGAACUGCCACACUAUCUCCGCCCUCUAUCAGCUCCAGAGCCGGAUCCAGUCAUCCUUUGUGGAUCUCCCCACUUUCCAUCACAACCGCACCUUCUGUGCCCAACUGGGCCAGAAACCCUUUCCCGAAGAUGAACUGGAAGAGCGAUACCUGUUGGAGUCCAUCGCCUGGCCUGAGCCCCGGCCCGGCUCCGCGACACCCGCCCUGCACCAGACCAGCGACCCGGCGCACAGCCUGUUCGCCAUCCUCCCCACUAAGGGACGGAGGGAGUGGCACGUGGGCGACGAGCUGGAGGCCCUCGUCCAAAUGCACGACUUCCUGGGUCGCCCGAAGCUCUACGGCGGGGAUUUCCUCUUGGCCAGACUGCACUCUCCGGAGCUCAGGGCGGGUGUAGCGGGCAAAGUGGUGGACCACAGGAACGGCUUUUAUUCCGCCAUGUUCCCUCUCCCCUGGGCGGGGUCGGCGCAGGUUGAGGUCACCUUGGUGCACUCCAGCGAGGCGGUUUCAGUCUUGCGCCGGUUGAGGGAGGAACGACCAGAUCGAGUGUUUUUCAAGAGUCUGUUCCGCCUGGGCUCCCUGUCUGAGUCGACCGUGUGCAACAUGUGCCUGCCCUCCGACCAACAUCCCCUGUGCAACUACACGGACCUUCACACAGGGGAGCCCUGGUACUGCUACAAGCCCAAGCUGCUCAGCUGUGACACCAGAAUCAACCACGCCAAAGGAGGCUACCUGAAGCACAUCAUCACCGCCAAAGAAGCAUUGCUCUUCCAGAGCGGUGUAAACAUUAAAGUUCAUGUACACGCCUCAGGACCCGACAGAAUCAACGUGCUGCCUCCCAGGAAAGAAGUAGAGGUUGAAAACAGCAGCAAGAACCCAGAGCCCGGUAAGCUGGCGCCGUCUGGAUAUUUCUACAAAGACUCGUGGAGGCCGUUGGGCGACGUGACGAUGCGCCAGUUCAACGAAUUAUCUGCCAUCACUCAGUGUUUGAAGAACAAGGUGGUCAACAUGUACGGAGACUCCACCGUCAGGCAGUGGUUCGAGUACCUUGUUGCUUUGGUACCAGGGUUAAAGGAGUUCAACCUGCACAGUCCUAAAAACGUCGGGCCUUUCAUGGCGGUGGACAGCACCCAUAACAUUCUGUUGAAGUACCGCUGCCACGGCCCGCCCAUCCGCUUCUCCACCGUCCUGUCCAGCGAGCUGCGCUACGUCUCCAACGAGCUGGACGGCCUCUCCGGGGGCCCCGACACCGUGGUGGUCCUCAGCAUCUGGGCGCACUUCAGCACUUUUCCGGUGGAGGUGUACAUCCGGCGGCUGCGUCACAUCCGGCGCGCGCUGGUGAGGCUGCUGGACCGAGCGCCGGGGACCGUCGUCGUGAUUCGCUCGGGGAACCUCCAGGCCCUGGACCAAGAGGUGAGCCUGUUCAACAGCGACUGGUACUCCCUGCAGCUGGACGAGGUGCUCCGGUCCAUGUUCAAGGGAAUGAACGUGCUGCUGGUGGACGCCUGGCAAAUGAGCGUGGCGCACCACCUUCCUCACGCUCUCCAUCCACCCGAAGUCAUCGUCAAGAACAUGAUCGACAUGCUUUUGUCUUACGUUUGUCCGUAGAAGAAGAGGAGCUGAGAGAGAGGGACAAUAGUGGGACUUUGUUGCCCGAAGCUGUGUUCCCCAAAGCUGAACACCCUUAGAUGCUACUGAGUGACUCUCCUGGCUGACAGGACCGAUCUCUGUUGACUUGCUUGUUAUAUUUACUAUUGUUUUGUUUUUUAAAUGCCAAAGACUUCCCAUCUGCUCUGGUUUGGUGCCAGAGUGUUCUGUUUCUGUGUGCAGGAGUUUCGCAAAUUUGGAGUCCGUAUUCUUUCAAGGUUGUAGCUUGAACUUCAUACGUAUUUGUUUGUUAGUGUUGAAAAAGACUCAGUGGGUUCUUCUUUUCAAGAUUUUCCUCAGGCUGUUAAAAAUGUUUUCAUGUUGCAUGUCAGGCGAUUUAAAUGAAAUCCACGGCUUUCUGUGAUUACCUGUUCUGCAACCGACAACAUACUUGAAGUACAUUGAUAAAUCUCAUCUAUAUAUGUCCCCAAUUUGGUCUAUAGGUGUAAAAGGUAUUUUAGUUGUUUACAGUACACAACAUGCAGUGGUAAAAUGCCUUUACUAAAAUCACUUUCACCCAGUUUUUGGGUGAUCCUUCAAAACCAUAGUUCCACUUAUUGGGGACAAUCUUUUCACCUUUUUAUAUCCUCAUCUGUGACUUUUAAUAGAUUUCUAACAUCAGCUCCAUUACACAAAUGCUUCUUAUUUCUAAUACGCGCAUGCUGCUUGCUGUCACAUGUUCAUCGUAGAUCCAAUGUAUUCUUUUCUUAUUGUUAAUGAGCAAGAAGACAUAUCCAUAUAUAAUUCUGUAUAUGGGGGAAUGAUAUUUAUGUCAAAAUCACAAAAUGGUGAUGUAUCUUUCAUCAUGCCUUCCUGAUUAAACUCCUUGGUGCAGUACAAUAAACUUGUUAAAUUGAAAACUA